GGUGAAAGAGUUGCGGAACCGAGAGGAUACGGGGCUGCAGGGAAGAAAAUAGGAAAGGGGGGGUGUGUGUUGUCAGACUUCCCUUACUGGAAGACUUUUUUUUUAACCGUUUUAUCUGUAACAGUAUAUCAAUCAAAUUAAAGGAGUGUACGUGAAAAGCUGUGAAGAUGGCGCAGCCAGACACCAAGAGAUUCUUCGAGAAUCUGACCGGGGCGGGGAAAUCUAUCGCAGUACUCACCAGCGGCGGGGAUGCUCAAGGAAUGAAUGCUGCUGUCCGGGCUGUCGUCCGGAUGGGAAUCUAUGUGGGAGCCAAAGUUUACUUCAUUCAUGAGGGUUAUCAGGGUAUGGUGGAUGGAGGAGACAACAUCGAGGAGGCAUCAUGGGAAAGUGUCUCCAGCAUGUUACAAGUGGGUGGCACCGUGAUCGGCAGUGCCCGGUGCAAAGAGUUCCGGACCCACGAGGGGCGUCUGAAGGCCGCGCACCACCUGGUGCAGCGCGGCAUCACCAACCUGUGCGUGAUCGGAGGAGACGGCAGCCUGACGGGAGCCAACCUCUUCAGGGAGGAGUGGAGCGGCCUGCUGGGAGAACUGGUCCAGCAAGGUUUGAUUGAUGAAGAUGCAGUGCAGAAGUACUCCGCCCUGCACAUAGUGGGAAUGGUGGGAUCCAUUGACAACGACUUCUGCGGCACAGACAUGACGAUAGGGACCGACUCUGCCCUGCACAGGAUCAUCGAGGUGGUAGACGCCAUCAUGACCACUGCCCAGAGUCACCAGAGGACCUUUGUUUUGGAAGUUAUGGGAAGGCAUUGUGGGUACCUCGCUCUCGUGAGCGCCCUGGCGUGUGGGGCUGACUGGGUGCUGAUCCCAGAGAUGCCUCCAGCUGACGGAUGGGAGGACAAGAUGUGUCAGAAGCUGUCUGCGAACCGAGCAGGAAUGAAACGGCUGAAUAUCAUAAUAGUAGCUGAGGGGGCAAUUGAUUGUAACAACAAGCCCAUAACUACCGACCAUGUCAAGAAUCUGGUGGUCCGGUGCCUGGGGUUCGACACGCGUGUGACCAUCCUGGGCCACGUCCAGCGAGGAGGAACACCCUCCGCCUUCGACCGCAUCCUGGCCAGUCGUAUGGGUGUGGAGGCGGUCCUAGCCUUGCUGGAGACCACGGCUAACACACCAGCCUGUGUGGUGUCUCUCUGUGGGAACCAGUCCGUGAGACUGCCCCUCAUGGAAUGUGUUCAGAUGACUCAGGAGGUCCAGAAGGCCAUGGACGAGAAGAAGUUUGAGGAGGCUGUUAAGCUGCGUGGCAGGAGCUUUGAGAACAAUCUGAGGACAUACAAGCUACUGGCUCACCGUGAACUUGAAUCAGAGAUGUCACAAAGUAACUUCAACGUGGCCGUGCUGAACGUGGGCGCCCCCGCCGCGGGCAUGAACGCUGCCGUGCGCUCGGCCGUCAGGGUGGGCAUCUCCGAGGGACACAAGAUGUUCGCCGUCAACGAUGGCUUCGAGGGAUUCUACAAGGGACAGAUAAAAGAGAUCAAGUGGGCUGAUGUGGGAGGAUGGACGGGCCAGGGUGGAUCUCUGCUGGGAACCAAGAGGACUCUGCCUGCAAAGCACCUUGAAAAGUUAGCAGAGCAGAUGCGUAUAAACAAUAUCAAUGCCUUGCUAGUCAUCGGGGGGUUUGAGGCCUACCUGGGACUCUUGGAAUUGUUAUCUGCCCGAGGGAAAUAUGACGAGUUCUGUGUGCCCAUGGUCAUGGUCCCUGCCACUGUCUCCAACAAUGUGACGGGCUCAGAUCUCAGCAUUGGGGCAGACACUGCUCUGAACGCCAUCACUGACGCACUAGAGUGUCUGCUGCAGCUGUACGAGGCUCGUGGCAGCUAUGAGGAGUAUUGCAUCCCGAUGUGUAUGCUGCCUGCCACCAUUAGUAACAAUGUGCCGGGCACUGACCUUAGUAUUGGUGCCGAUACGGCACUCAAUGCCAUCGUAGAGACGUGUGACCGUAUCAAGCAGUCUGCCAGUGGCACCAAGCGCCGCGUGUUCAUCAUCGAGACCAUGGGUGGUUACUGUGGUUACCUGGCCAGCGUGGGGGGGCUGGCAGCGGGGGCAGACGCUGCCUACAUCUAUGAAGAGCCCUUCGACAUCAAAGACCUGCAGUCCAAUGUUGAACACUUGACAGAGAAGAUGAAGACCAGCAUUCAGAGAGGACUCAUCCUCAGGAACGAGAACAGCAACGAGAACUACACCACAGACUUCAUCUACCAGCUGUACUCUGAGGAGGGCAGAGGAGUGUUCGACUGCAGGAAGAAUGUCCUGGGGCACAUGCAGCAGGGAGGGGCCCCUUCCCCGUUCGACCGCAACUUCGGGACCAAGAUCUCGGCCAAAGCCAUGCAGUGGCUCUCCAAGAAGCUGAAGGAGACCUUCAGACAAGGGAGAGUGUUUGCUAACACUGAGGACAGCUGCUGUCUGCUGGGCAUGCGGCGUCGAGCACUGGUGUUCCAGCCGGUGGUGCAGCUCAGAGACGAAACCGACUUUGUCCACAGGAUCCCUAAGGAGCAGUGGUGGCUGAAGCUGCGCCCACUGAUGAAGAUCCUGGCCAAGUACAAGACUAGCUACGACGUGUCCGACUCCGGUCAGCUCGAGCACGUGGUCAGGAUCCGGCCCAAGGAUUUGGACGUCUCUGCGUGAGACCCCCCACCAGGGCAGCCGGUCCGUCUCUGCGUGAGACCCUCCUCUUCCACCCCCCCCCCCCUACUCCCGCCAGGGCAGCCUGUCUGUGUAUAAUAAGAGCACCAAUCACAGCAUCUCAGCUUCUGUAUGGUAACCCACGCUAGCGCCCCUCGUCUGUCGUCCUCUAAGACGUGGUCCCUCUCCUGGGAGGGCAGUGUAGUGGAGACGCUCAUCUCCUGCUGGACCUCUUACAACCAGCCUCCAGUUACUGUUUUCAGAUGCUGCGAGUGAUUCAUGUGAAUGCACACACAUUGUCUCUCUCUCUCUUUCCUCUUUUUUUUUUUUCUCUCUCACACACACUCACACUCACCUUUUCCUUGUCUUUAUGGUUGUCAUCUUGGCUUUGUUUCUCAAACCUGGUAUUAAAAUGUUGUUUCUGAACCCUCAAGGCUGCUCCCAGUACAGCCCAGAGACUAGAUGCUAUCCUACUGGAGCUGCACCAGUGUUAGGUUGAACAUGUUGCAUAUGUGGGAGCCGAAUAUUUAUACAUUUUGACAUUUUGCCUGCUCAAACCUUGGACAUAUGAUUGAGAAAUGUAGGUACCAAUAAAAGUAUUAGUCAUGUAAUGCACCAUUAAUUUAAAUUAAAAUGUCUAAGCCUAACAUUUCCCACCAAAUAAACGUAAUAUAUGAAUUCAA
Messenger RNA from Osmerus eperlanus (European smelt), 3358 nucleotides. RefSeq names its product phosphofructokinase, platelet a (gene pfkpa). The transcript is spliced from 23 exons. Gene Ontology annotation, molecular function: ATP binding; monosaccharide binding; fructose-6-phosphate binding. Lineage: Eukaryota; Metazoa; Chordata; Actinopteri; Osmeriformes; Osmeridae. Gene Ontology annotation, biological process: fructose 1,6-bisphosphate metabolic process; fructose 6-phosphate metabolic process; canonical glycolysis. The coding region runs from base 168 to 2678 and encodes 836 amino acids. Gene Ontology annotation, cellular component: 6-phosphofructokinase complex; cytoplasm; membrane. The record is from RefSeq and is a predicted model, not a curated record.